This is a messenger RNA of Menidia menidia (Atlantic silverside), 1866 nucleotides long. NCBI's taxonomy places the organism in Eukaryota, Metazoa, Chordata, Actinopteri, Atheriniformes, Atherinopsidae. The record is from the annotation of a GenBank genome assembly.
AUGGCCGUGUCACAGAGAGGGAGCACCACGAGCACCUCUGCAUUCCAGAUGUUGAAGCGGCUUUACAUGCAGACGCGUGAGGAGCUCAGCUCAGCCGCUGCUGCCUCUCAAAGCUGCCCCUCCAGCUCGAGCUGCCGCUUUGGAACGAGGACCGCUGCGCCCGGGCACGCCACCAUGGUGCGGGAGCAGUUUGUGACCACCACCCUGGGCAGCGGCUCGCCCAGGUCGCUGCCCGACCCCGUCUACAAGAUCGGCAUCUACGGCUGGAGGAAGCGCUGCCUCUACCUGUUCGUGCUGCUGCUCAUCGUCAUUCUGGUGGUCAACUUUGCCCUCACCAUCUGGAUCCUCCGGGUGAUGCGCUUCAAUACGGAAGGGAUGGGACUCCUACAAGUGCAUUCCGAUGGGGUCAGGCUGGAGGAAGGCGAGUCGGAGUUUCUUUUUCCCGUCUACGCCGAGGAGAUCCACUCCAGAGAAGACUCCUCGCUUGUGGCCCGCUCGUCGGAAAACGUUUCCCUUAAUGCCCGCGAUGAGAACGGUGACGUUCGGGGGAGGAUAUCUGUGGGUCCAAAAGAGGUUCAGGGACACACUCAGAAUUUGCAGAUUGACUCCCACAACGGGAACAUGCUGUUCAGAGCAGACGGCAACCAGGCUGCGAUCGGACCGGACAAACUGCGGGUCACAGGUCCUGAGGGGGCCGUGUUCCAGCACUCGGUGGAGGUGCCUCUGCUGAAGUCCGAACCUUUCAAAGACCUGCGAAUGGAGUGCCCCACCCGGUCCCUGACUAUGGACGCUCCAAAAGGAGUUCAUAUCAAAGCCCUGGCAGGAAACAUAGAGGCAGCUUCCACCAUGGACGUUAUCCUAAAGUCAACUUUAGGGCUGCUGGUGUUGGAUGCUGAGACGGUGCGCAUGCCCAACCUGCCCCUGAGCAAGGAGGAGGUGUCCGGAAACACUCAAGGCCUGUAUGAGGUUUGCGUCUGUCCCAGCGGGAAGCUCUUCCUCUCCCAGGCUGGAAGAACUUCCACUUGCAGUGAUAAUCAGAACUGCUAGAUAGACUCUGACAAGGUCAUCGCCUUCCCAUAUCUCUGAGGGUGCAUCUUGUGGGAGCAGUGAGCACAACUUUCUAUGGAGCACAGUUUUUUCUUCUUUCUUUUAUAAUCUUCAUAGCACAGUGGAUUUGCGAUGAUGGCACACGUGAAGAUGCAAAUGCCCGCUGGCAUACAUGUCUGAGAUAUCUUGAACUGCAUUGUUUUCCAGUUGCGUUUGUGAACUUCUAACUAUUCAGCUGAACAAAUUUGGCUCUAGGUUGUAAUUUCUUUCUGCAUCAGAGCUUCACAAAGAAUAUUUUACACACAGUAUAAAGGCUGGGCAAUGAGGAGCUGGUAACAGCUUACAUCCUAUGCAAUAUUAUCUUGUGGUGCAAUAAAUGAAAUGAAAACAUGUCCAGGACUUGGAAAAUUGGAAAUGAAAAUCUUUUGAAUGUGGACAUGGUUUUAUUAACGAUAAUCGUUUGGGUUUAUUUCACCCUCCUUGACUCCAAGCCCUUGGUAUGUGGGUUUUCUAUUUUUAUUUUCAGCAUGUCCUUAUUAUUUAACGGUGUUGUUCUUUGCCUUUGUUAGAGUUGAUUCAUAUAGUUGGUUGAAUACAAGUUUUUGCUAAGAUUAAUUGAUUAUGUUGUGUUGUUGUGAUGUCACUGGAACAUCUGUUAAAGGUGAUAUGCAGUUCUCACAUCAGGCCAGGUUGUGUGUAAUGUGUAUUUAUGAAUUUUUUAUGCUAAAUGAACUGUUUCAGUGUUACUCAUACAUUAAUGUUUUUUUUCAUGAAGUGUGCUGUUCUGUUAUCCUAUUAAACCCUAUGGAGAAAAACAGA